GGGAGACUUGUCUGCAUAAUUCUAGUUGCUGUCAUAUGUGACAAACCUGCUGCUCAUAAAGUGGGUGGGUUUGCUUCCCAUUCACACACUAAUUUCUGCACCCUGUGUUGGAUCACUCCGAGCAACAAAACCACACCAGCUGCCUUUCAAGAAGGAGUAUUCUGCACACGGACAAACAAAGAACAGCAUGAGCCAGGCAACCAUUACCGAAAUCUUCCAACAGCCAGUGCACGCAAGAAUUUUGUCAAGGACUUUGCUACACGAUAUAUGCAACUCUCCCAAUUACCAUACUUCAACUUAGUCAAGCAGAUCAUUAUCAAUCCAAUGCAUAAUCUCUUUCUAGGCCUCAUCAAGACACAUUUCUAUAAUAUAUGGGUACAAAGCAAAAUUUUACACUCAAAUCAUGAGCUUGACAUGUUCCAUGAGAUGCUU
Messenger RNA from Suillus paluster, 432 nucleotides. RefSeq lists its product as uncharacterized. NCBI's taxonomy places the organism in Eukaryota, Fungi, Basidiomycota, Agaricomycetes, Boletales, Suillaceae. The transcript is spliced from 3 exons. The annotation marks the transcript as partial. The record is from RefSeq and is a predicted model, not a curated record.